Brachypodium distachyon (stiff brome) is the source of this 1341-nucleotide messenger RNA. RefSeq names its product KRR1 small subunit processome component homolog. The record is from RefSeq and is a predicted model, not a curated record. NCBI's taxonomy places the organism in Eukaryota, Viridiplantae, Streptophyta, Magnoliopsida, Poales, Poaceae. Bases 48 to 1136 code for a protein of 362 amino acids. Gene Ontology annotation, molecular function: RNA binding. Gene Ontology annotation, cellular component: small-subunit processome; nucleolus. The transcript has 12 exons.
ACGCAUCCCCAAAACCCUCGAAAUCCAACUAAACCCGCACCUCCGCCAUGGGCGCAUCGAAGGACGAAACCAAUGCGGCGGCGACCAAGGCCCAGGGCAAGCCGUGGGACGAUGACCCCGACAUCGGCCGCUGGAAGAUGGAGAAGUUCGACCCCUCCUGGAACAAGGGCGGCAUGCUGGAAGUCAGCUCCUUCUCCACCCGUUUCCCCCGAUACGAAGAGAAGUAUCUGCAGGAGGCGUGGCCGACCGUGCAGGGCGCGCUGAGGGACUUUGGGGUCACCUGCGAGCUCAAUCUGGUGAAGGAAUGCAUAACUGUUUCGACCACCAGAAAGACAAGGGACCCCUACAUUAUCAUCAAGGCCAGGGACCUGAUAGUACUCUUGGCACGGGGUGUUCCUGCACCUCAGGCCAUUAAAAUACUCGACGAUGAGAUGACCUGUGAUAUUAUCAAGAUCCGUAACAUCAUACGGAACAACGAAACAACGCAUCUACAGGAAAGAUUUGUUAGAAGGAGACGACGCAUUUUAGGUCCAAAUCUAUCUACCCGUAAGGCCAUAGAGAUUCUGACUGGCUGCUACAUCUUAGUUCAGGGAGGCACUGUUGCUGCCAUGGGUCCCUCCAAUGGAAGGGGACUGAAACAAGUCCGAAGGAUCGUGGAGGAUUGCAUGAAGAACAUAAAGCAUCCAAUGUACCACAUUAAGGAUCUCCUAAUUAAACGCGAGCAAGCUAAAAAUGCUACCGUAGCCAAUGAAAGCUGGGAUAGGUUUCCCCCGAACUGUGCAAAGACGAAUGCCAAGCAAAAGAAACCAUACGCCGCACCCUCUCUGCCUCCUCAAACACCUAGCAAGAUUGAUCUCGAGCUGGAGAGUGAAGAGUAUUUCCUCAGUGAUGAAAACAAGUCAGCAAAGGAAAGGCAAGAGAAGCUGGGCAAGCAAUCAGAGAAAGUGCAUGGAAACAAAAGAAAGAGAGAAGCUGCACUUGUUCCUCCAAAGGAGAACACUGCAGGGCCAUCUGAUUCUGCCAUCUCUACCAACAAUGGCAAUGUCGAGAAUCCUGAAAUGGGAAUGGCUUUACAGAAGAAGACGAAGGGAUUCAGCAACGGUGAAGCACAGGAAUCGUGCCCCAGAAAGCACUAGUACAAUUUUGACAAGUCCAAGUAACCACCACAUGGAAUGCACACCGUCAGUGCCUUGCUGAUAGGAGUACAAUCUUCUUUCUUGAGUUAGUCAAAACUUGCCACCGUGGCAAGGUCAUACUGUUCUUUCGAGAAAUACUAGGUAGAGAUGAAUCAAACUUCAAACCUUUUUGUCCGCAGUUUUUGGUCAGAUCGCGGCAUCAACA